AUGGGCAGUAAGGCAUCCACUCCCAAGGUGCCUCGGGAGGAACCCCCGGCCCCCUUUGCAUUGCCGUGUCUCCCCCAUGAAUUCAUUUCAGGGGACUCUCUAUUCCUCACCGAGGAUUACGUGCCAUAUCCUUCCAUUCUCGAACACAAAUGCAUCGUCGUGCAGAUUGUCAACGUCAUUGAUGGGGAUACCUUCCGUGGCAGACACAUACCAAAUGGCCAUAAGCUGUAUCCUUUCCCCCUGGAUAAGAAACACCAGCGAAUGGCCUUGUUUGCCCAGUGCCAGCCAUGGACAGGGAAACUCAAAGGGGAGACUCUACGUCUUCGAAUUUACGGGGUAGACGCCCCUGAGGCACCGAAGAUGGGCCGCUCAGGACAGCCCUUUGCUGCUGAGGCAACCCAGUUGGCUAAGCAGAAAUUGCUGAACAGGAUCGUCUUCUUGCGUCUGCUUGCCAAGGACCAGUACGGAAGGUUGAUAAACGCGCAGUACAAUGGAAAUCUGGAAAGGUUGCGGGAACUGCAGCGGGAAGCCAGUGAGAAGGGGGUCGGAAUGUUCUCCCCUGAUGUGCCACCCCUGGAAACCCCCGGAGCCUUUAAGAGACGCUUGAUGGAGGAACUUAUGGAGCGGCCAGCAAAAGAGGAGUCCAUGAUGGCCAGGUCAGGAGAGACAGAGCACGUAAAGGCAAGGGGAAGGUCUCCUGUCCGUGGCAGUAAUCGAUUGGAGGACACAGUGAGGGCUUCAAGCGGGUCGCGUGCGAUAGGUACUGACCCUCGCAAGCCUGCCACAGAGGGAGAUGCAGAGGCCGUGGGUUCAAAGGAGCAGCGUGGGAGAACCAAGGGCCGGCGGAGACGACGUAAAAAGUCGCGUAGUCGAAGUGCUCGGCGGCGAAAGGCAGCAGAAAGACAACCGGGAGGCUUGGUAGAAGCCUCCAUGGCAGUGUCACCCGCAGUAGACGAAGAGGUGAGUAUCCCUCCUGUACCUGCAGGCGAGCACGUUGGCACUGAACCUCGUGCUGCGGGUAAGGGAGGCCAGCAGAUCACCACAGGGCACCGUAAGGGGCAACGGGUGAGGGGCGUCGCUGACAGCGGUGAGCUCCAUCGUGUACACAUGAACACCCUCACGUUUAAUGUGGAUGAGUCUCCAGCUAUGACAGGCUCUUGGCAGGAGGCUCUUCAUACAGAGCAGAAGGCAUCAGCCUCUUGGAGCGCAAACAGCCUGCAAGACCACCACGUUGCCCAGCAUGGAAGUGGCGAUAACCGACUCCACAGGCCAAACACUGAGGAGCAGCCCCUCGUAGCCCUAGAGGAUGCCGAUCCUUUGCUCUCAGAGGUGUCCGAAGAAUACAAAUAUUCUGGUAGUGAAGAGGCACGAUACGCAGGACUCAUUAAUACUGUUCAGUGUGUUUAUACACCCCAUCAGCCAGAUACGGAAAAGUGGAUCGCGAGUCUUGGCUCAAAUGGGACAAACAGGGGAAGCAGUCCCAACGAGCCUGGCUGGGUUCCAAACAUUGUUGGGGCGCUCAAAAAAGUUCUUUUUGCUUUUUCGUGA
Cyclospora cayetanensis is the source of this 1548-nucleotide messenger RNA. RefSeq lists its product as uncharacterized. NCBI's taxonomy places the organism in Eukaryota, Apicomplexa, Conoidasida, Eucoccidiorida, Eimeriidae. The transcript has 5 exons. Bases 1 to 1548 code for a protein of 515 amino acids. The record is from RefSeq and is a predicted model, not a curated record.